Molecule: messenger RNA, 3403 nt
Organism: Colletotrichum destructivum
Lineage: Eukaryota; Fungi; Ascomycota; Sordariomycetes; Glomerellales; Glomerellaceae
Exons: 3
Coding region: 1352-2965 (537 amino acids)
Source: RefSeq, a predicted model, not a curated record
CCCCAAACUGCGAUAGCUUGUCGUUGCUUUUCUCUAUUGCGUUGGCCCGGCUUAACGCUACGACGCAUUGUUGAUGUUCCCAGGUUGCUGGUCUUCUCCCGUUUCUCCAUCUGCGCUUCCUCCCGUCCACCGCUUGCUUUCUCUCUCUCCCUAUACCUAAACUGGUUUGACACCCAAUAAUCUCCAAUUCCGCGAUAGGGCACCGUUACCGCCGCAUCCAGCAGGGCAGACGGGCGUUGUGCAUCUCAUCAUCCCGCUUUUCCAGAAACCCUGAAUCAGUCGUCGGCCCAAGUUGAUUGAUUGCCUUUGCGCUUGCUCCUCACGGUCUCGACUCACCGUCGUGACGGGUUCCCUACCGUCCCGCUUCCCGCUUCCCGCAGCUACAUAGUACUGGUACACGGUAGAUAACCCGUCGGGAACACCCCUGCUGAGUGACAGCGGUUCACCGCGCGGCGCAUGCCUACCACGCCUGGGAGGGACUCGAACUCGACAGAAAUCGACGGGGCCACUCGACACGCUGAUGAGAACAGGCUCAUGCCCUCGCUACCUUGCCUAGGCAAACUGCUGUACAGCGUAGAGUCGCUUUUGAGCCGGCCAACCCCUUUCGUUUUCUUCGUCUCGCUUGCUUGCUCUCCCGUCCCGCCAUCCCAUCCCUCCUUCCACCCGUCCAAACUAAACUCCAUCCCCCACGAACCCAGAAGAGAAGCACGCAGCCUGCUUUGCUGGUGCGCCGCCCUAUAUCACCUGUCGGCCGUCUUUAUUACAUACCCACGUUACCAACUUUACCUGCAUACUUGCGUCCAUACGUUCAUACAUACGGAUACAUAGCCUGCCCACCCAUCCUGCUGUGGUAUGACGACGUUGCUCCUUCUCUGACUCUCUUUCCCUCCCCGCUUUCCCUCUUACUCGCCCACUCACUCUCUCGCUCUCACUCACUCCCCCCUCCUUCUCUCUCUUUCCCACCCCCUCUUCUCAAUCCAUCCAUAAGCCGGCUCAGCUCCAGGCCCGGCCUCAGAUUAAAGUAGAUCCUCCACUACUCUGCCCACGGCUUGUCGCUCGUUCCGCAGCGCUACGCGAGACGUCUAGCUCAAACCCCCUUUUUGUUCCUCUUUUAUUUCUUCCUCGAGGGUCGCUUCUUCCGUUUGCGCACGAUUCCUGUGUCUUGGAAAACUAGGUAGUGUCGUAAACGCUCACGCUAUCGCCUGCGCUACACAAAGCAACUCCCGCUUACUACCCCGCCAUUCAUCCCACCUGUUCAGAUAAACACUCAAACAAACACACCCUGACGCCUCCCCUCCCCCGCCGCACGUCUCCCGUCCACCGAAAGCCGUUUGCGUUUAGACAGGAAACCAUGGCGUACCGGUCCAACGACUUUGAGGAGCGUUUUUACGACGAGGGUCCCCGCCGCCAGCGCGCUGAAAGCCGCGUUGCAUUCAAUGACGUCGACGUGCGAGUGAAGGAGCGCGAGCGCGAGCGUGAGGGUGACCGUCUCCGUUUCUUGCGCGACGAGCGCCCUCCCGAAGCAGGCGCCCUCGUUUUGAGCCGCCGAGAAGUCGAGUCGAGAGAGCUGUCACGCCCUCGCCAACGCUCUCCGAGCCCUGUCUACCGCGAGCGCGUCGUUCGCAGAGCCCGCAGCUUGACACCUCCGCACGUCCAUGAGCAUCAGCACCAGCAUCAGCAAGAGCUCGAGCGCUCGAGGGUGCGCAUUUCCGAGCGCGAACGUGAGAUUCGCAGCCCGUCACGUGGCCCUCCUCCCGAGCUGAUCCGCGCUCGAUACGUCGAACGCCAGAGGUCGCCCUCUCCACCGCCCCCGGCCAGAGAACGCAGCCGCGUCGGCGUGCGCAUCGUCGAACGUGAGAGAGAGCGAGAGAGAGCGCCGUCUCCCUCGCCCUCGCCGCCGCCGCCACCUCCCCAGCCCCAGGUCAUCCGAGGACCCACGAUUGAACGAGAAGUCAUUACCCACUACAGAGACAUCGACCAUGGUGUCACCCGCGUGCCGAGCCCGCCGCCUCCUCCUCGCCCUGCUCCCAGGCCCAAGACUCGUACUGAAGAACGGGAGCUGGAUAUCGACAUCACCACGUCCCGCAACAGAACCGACAUCGACAUUCACCGAUCGCACAGCCGCCACCGAUCCCCCAGCAGGGAGCGUAGAUCCCCCGCCUUCCAAGACCAAAGAGAUCUCGUGGUGAGCACCGACCGCCUUCGCAUCGACGAUCGUCAUUACCACAGCGGAUCGCGCCGCAGAGCCCAUUCCGCGGCCGCACGCACGCCCGUCGACGAGGAGGCCGAAUACAUCACCUCCAAGAUCGACUCACGUGGCAAGAUGGGCGAGGCCUGGAACGGUGCUACCAAGGACUGGGCCAUUGUCGAUGUGCCACCGGGAACGGAACGUGUGCGCAUGGACGGUGUAGGCGGCGGCUCCGCCGAGGUCACCUGGCAGCGUUACAACGGCGUGAGACGAGCCAAGUUCAUUCCCGAGCGGGAUAGCGGUCCGGUUUCGGCGCCGGCGCCGGCCCCCGAGCCGUCGCCGCGAGACUCGCGGGACCGUCUUAGCCUUCAGGUGUACGACCGCGAGACGGAAAUCGAGAUUGAGAAGACCAAGGAGCGCGCCCCGGGGCGCCGCCAGCCCACGAAGCGCAACGAGAUGUGGACUGAAAUCACAAAGGACCUUGUCAUCCGCGAUGCCAUCGUCGAGCUUGGCUACGACUUUGAGGAGACUGAAUACUUCUUCUACAUUAUGCAAUACCUGAAAUAUGAUGACGUUCUUGAGCUCGUCCAGGUAUCAGACGACAUCCGUCGCUUCCGCAAAGAACGCGUCCGCGAGUACGAGAGGGAUUGGGUGCACGACGACUGGGACCGCCGGUCUCAUCACCACCACCACCGCCGAGGGCCGAGCAAGUACGAUGAUGAACGAAUCUACGAGCGCGAAGUCGUGUAUGACAGCCAACGGCCCCGUCGUUGGUAAGCAAUGCAUUCACAGCGAGCUAAAGACGUAUUGAGCUGCGCUCCCAGCCGCCGUUCGGCAUCGUGAGUUUGGGCCAAGACAGACGCUUUUUACACUGGAUUCGAACAACAGAACAUACUACUUCGGACGGAAUGUGCUGGCAUUUAGAGGGCCGGAUCUGCUGGGUGGGCAAAUGUGCGCGUUUUCUCUUCUGAUUGCAGCCCAAUUGUGGGGGCUUUCUGCCUGGCACAAAGUGUAACGACUUAUGAAUACAACAUAGCGGCGGACGCAACUAGGGCGGAGUUUAGAUUGUAUUAGGAGCAAUAACGAUUUAUGACUCGGUCCGGGAGCGCCUAUCUGUGAGAGCUUGGUGUUUACGUGAGAAGCUUUGGUCUCAUUUAACAAUUGACUUGAGUCUUUCUUUGUCUUUCUCUUUCUCCCUGAGACCAUGGUGGUUCU